AUGACGAACCCGAACCACCGCCAAGCGGUUGAGGAUUACAUUGCGAACGACCUCCCGGAGAGCUUCGUUUCCUCUACCAUAUCAGAGAUGUACGCCGCCCUCGAGAGGGAUAUACAGGUAAUCAAAAGCAAGUCUCCGGGGAUGACUCAGAAGCAGAUGGAAAUCGUGCUUCACCAGAGGCACAAGAAGCUGGCGUUCUCGUACCCUAGCCUGUUUUUCAAGAUUGUUCGAGGAGAAGUAGAUCCCGCCAUGUUGGCGUCGUUGCUGAGUCUUAAGCAAAGGCUCGACGAGAGAGACGUCUCGCUAGAUGAUGCGAGAAACCGUGUAAUCGACUACGCCAAGAUUCAGAUCGAGGAAACGCGUGGUAAACCCAGGGCCAGGAAGGCCAAGCCCGCGGGGACCGUCGUCCAAGAACUGAGUUUCAAGUGCAAGCCGGACCCCUAG
Molecule: messenger RNA, 444 nt
Organism: Ectocarpus siliculosus
Lineage: Eukaryota; Phaeophyceae; Ectocarpales; Ectocarpaceae
Source: the annotation of a GenBank genome assembly